CGGAAGUCAAGGCGGAAGCUGGCCGACAGCUCUCAGGAAAUCGGUUAGGAAUCCCAAAUGGGUUUUUUCACGCCAUAAAUCCUCCUCUGUCCUGUUAAAUUUCUUACUGGAGCCACUUUGCCGCUUGUUUUUAAGAUUAUCUCUUGAGCGGUAAAUCUGCUAGCCGUGCCUCGAUAGCACACACGGACUCCCCAAGGUGGCAGCCUGGGCCGGAAACAGAACGAGGCCCGGCCGGACACAAGGAAGACUGGCCGAUAGGCAAGGCAGGCACUGCGCUUUGCGGCACCAGCGUGUGUUUGUGUAGGAACUAGCAUGCCGUCUGUAGGGUAAAUAUAAUGCGUUGCACCUUGCGUGUAACAAAAAGACACGCUUUCCAACAGUGCCUCUGCUUCUCAACCAAGUCGAACCCUUGAAGUUCGAGCAUGGCUCUGCGGGAAUUUAGCCACAGACGAGUUAGCUGCACGCUAGCUAGCUAACAGCGGAGUGAACGGAUAUAAACUUUUUACUUGCCGAGAUUUAACCUUAGUUUGGCGGCGUGCCUGAAACAAAUAUGAGCGCCAGGCCCAUCUUAAUUAUGAACGUAUAUAUGCCGUUUUAAUUCGUCUCAUUUGCUGUCGCUUUUUUUAAAGGCCCGUUAAAUGUUUGGGGGGCGACUCUAGCUAGCUAGCAAGCUAGCAGCGUAGCUAAGCCGUUAACUGUUAAAGUUAGCCUGCUUCUUCCCCCCCACGGGCCGCCUCAAAUGAAAGAAUACAAAGUGGUGGUGCUGGGCAGCGGCGGCGUCGGCAAGUCCGCGCUGACCGUUCAGUUUGUCACCGGCACCUUCAUCGAGAAAUACGACCCCACCAUCGAGGACUUCUACAGGAAGGAGAUCGAGGUGGACUCGUCGCCCUCCGUGCUGGAGAUCCUGGACACGGCGGGGACGGAGCAGUUCGCCUCCAUGAGAGACCUGUACAUCAAGAACGGCCAGGGCUUCAUCCUGGUCUACAGCCUGGUCAACCAGCAGUCUUUCCAGGACAUCAGACCCAUGCGAGACCAAAUUGUGCGAGUGAAGCGCUUUGAGAAGGUGCCGCUGAUCCUGGUGGGCAACAAAGUGGACCUGGAGUCAGAGCGCGAGGUCGCCGGGUCGGACGGUCGAGCCCUGGCUCAGGAGUGGGGCUGCCCCUUUAUCGAAACCUCUGCCAAGAGCAAGACCAUGGUGGACGAGCUGUUUGCGGAGAUCGUACGGCAGAUGAACUAUUCCACGCUGCCGGAGAAGCAGGAGCAGUGCUGCACGGCCUGUGUGGUGCAGUGAAUAAGAGAUGCAGUGUUUGUUUGUUUUGGAUCACCACAGCAUUUUUUUUGGAUGGAGCAAGGGGCCACCAGACUUGCCUGCCUGCCGCGCUCCCCGCCAACGUUUCUGUCCGAAGGGUUCCUGACCGUCUUAACACGAGAGCGUCUGACAGACAAGAUGUCAGUCCUAUUUUUGAUAUCCUAACUCUUUAGAAGAUGUUUCCGCUGCAACUUUAAAAGCCUUUUUUGUGACGUGAAGUGGAAGAGUUGGCGUCGUGGACGACAGACUUGGGCAGCCAUCUUUGAAUUUCAUUCUUUUUCCCUCCUUUUAGUCAGAAACACCCCUCAAGUGUAAUAAACCAGAGUGUUUGUGAGGUAGCGGCCUCCUUUUUUAAGAUGCUUUAAUCAGCGUUCUAAACUCUAUGACUUGUAUUAUGUCGCAGUUUUGACAAAGUAUUUCAUAUUAUGGAAAUUAAUUUGAAGCAUGCAUGCUUUUAAGUUGCUCAUGAGCCGCUGUUCCGCUGCGCUGCAAGUACGCCGUUCCUUCUAUUUUUAGAAUUUUGUCUAGACAUCUGAACGCUGAAUUUUUAAAAUUUUUUAGCUUCAGGAAAUGUUGACAGGAAGUUUGACUGCGUGGAGCAAAGUAGCCUGCCGGAGGCCGUCUUUACACCUUCACGUUUGCACGCCUGGAUCCCAUCAAGCAUCAGAUGCUGUGCACAUCAAGCCAGGCGGUCUUCCACUUUCAGUUUACUCCUGACAUCUUUGACUGGGGAGGGGGCGACUAAAGGAAGCGCACAGUUCCCCAUGCGUAUUUGUUUGCCGACUACACGAGCCGUGUUGCUUUAAAGAUGCUGAUUGUUGUUGGUGAAUAAGUCCAGCUGCAAAAGUACAGCAGAUUUAACAUCGCUUUGAUUGCUUGUUUGUUUUUUGUUUUUUUAAAUAGUAACAUAUUUAUUACAGACUAAUGACGUGAGUAUCCAGUUUUAAACAUUUCAUUUUAUACUAGUUUACUGCUUUUGUGACUUGAGGCUACAUGAUAUAUUGUUUUUGGGGUUUUUAUGUUUUGUUUUUUUUUUUAAGCUGAGAAUUUAACAGAGCCUUAAAAUAAUUUCUGGUGCA
Molecule: messenger RNA, 2388 nt
Organism: Dunckerocampus dactyliophorus (ringed pipefish)
Lineage: Eukaryota; Metazoa; Chordata; Actinopteri; Syngnathiformes; Syngnathidae
Gene: rap2c
Product: RAP2C, member of RAS oncogene family
Exons: 3
Coding region: 740-1291 (183 amino acids)
Biological process (GO): Rap protein signal transduction; negative regulation of cell migration
Cellular component (GO): plasma membrane
Molecular function (GO): GTPase activity; GTP binding; GDP binding
Source: RefSeq, a predicted model, not a curated record